AUGGACCCUAUUGAAUUACCCCUCCCAGCAAACACAAUCAGAAAAAACAUCGAGAAGUUGAUACCAGACGUCACGGAUGUUGAUAGGGAUGAGCACGGGAACAAGAAAUAUGGCGGUCACGCCCUUUCAGAGUUAAUUACUCAGAUGAAAGUUGCGCUGGAAAUUAAUGAGAAUUGGGAGGGGCGCUUGCGAUAUUGGUCGAUAAUCACGAGACUUGUUAAUCCUCAGAAGAAAGCAUACCUUAUACCGUUACUACGCGAGAUUCAGCUGAAUCCUGGAGAGCCAACGGAAAGCGUCUUGAGGAGUGGGUGGUUCAUAGAAGUUAAUGAUGAGCCGCGCCUAGGUGCAGGGGCGACUGCUUUAUUCAUUGUACCCUGCUGA
Messenger RNA from Penicillium angulare, 381 nucleotides. RefSeq lists its product as uncharacterized. Bases 1 to 381 code for a protein of 126 amino acids. NCBI's taxonomy places the organism in Eukaryota, Fungi, Ascomycota, Eurotiomycetes, Eurotiales, Aspergillaceae. The record is from RefSeq and is a predicted model, not a curated record. The transcript has 2 exons.